Messenger RNA from Nelumbo nucifera (sacred lotus), 1112 nucleotides. The record is from RefSeq and is a predicted model, not a curated record. Lineage: Eukaryota; Viridiplantae; Streptophyta; Magnoliopsida; Proteales; Nelumbonaceae.
UAUCACAAGGAAGAUCUGUUUGCUUGUCUUCAACAAGUCUGGCCUACUGCAAGUACAAACCCUUUCCUCUCCCCUUUCAUUCUCUCUAAGUCUGUCUUAUGGCAGAUCCCGAAAUCCCAGUUCCGAUGAAGCCGUCGUCAGAAGAUGGUAAUUCCGACGACAUAUCGGAUCGGAGAUCCGCUUCAGUACUGAAGCUAUUUGGUUUUGAGGUGACGGAGAGCGAUGAAGUCCCCGCUACUAUACAAAACAGUAGAAAAUUCGAGUGUCAGUACUGUGGACGGGAAUUCGGGAAUUCUCAAGCACUCGGAGGCCAUCAAAACGCUCAUAAGAAGGAGAGGCAACGAGCAAAGCGAGCCCAAUUCCAAAGCAGUCGGCGGUUCUCAGCCGCAGUCUCCCCGCUUCUUAAUCCCCACGCAGUGCGGUCAGGACCCUUCUUAUACUCAGGUUUGCCUUUGGGCAUCGGUGCAGCUGCUCAACUCCACUCUCCGACCGAGUACUAUGCAUCACCACCACCGAUGCUGUCAUCGUUAUCUUCUCCUCGGCUUCCUUCUUGGCUUUACGUCUCUCGCCCACCUCAAUUUCCUGUGGAUCCCGACGUUCGUCCACGCCCUGCUCUAUCGAUAACUCAGUUUUCCGAGAAAAUGCCGGAGGUGGAAGUUGGAGUUGAUCUACAUCUGAGCCUUGCACCCUCCUCUACUUCGUAAUGAGCUAGUUGUACUACAUUAAGAUCGACGAUGCGACCGAUGAGCAUCGAAUCCCCGUAAGUCAUUGUUUCAUGUUCUGAGUUCUGACUUGGUCCGAGCGUCAUCAAAAUUCAAACCUCUCCCAGUCUCCAUGACUCGACUGAGUCGAAACCUGGUUUUUCAACCAUGAUAGUAUCUCCUUGUUCACAUGAGAGACUUUAUUUUCGUUUGCUUCUGUAUUGCCCAGCUAGUAUUAAUCUAUGCAUAUCUGAUUUAUUUUUCAAUUUUAAUUUCUCUUUAUUCUCUCGCCUUCUUUUCCUGAGAGAGAUGAAGGGGGAAGACUUGGAGCGGAGAAUGUUGGGGAUACGUUGUCAUUUCAAUCGGUUAUCAGAUGUUAAGUUUCUCGGAAUUGCUGAGGUUAAUUGAUCA